Messenger RNA from Neltuma alba, 1869 nucleotides. RefSeq names its product pentatricopeptide repeat-containing protein At5g66520-like. NCBI's taxonomy places the organism in Eukaryota, Viridiplantae, Streptophyta, Magnoliopsida, Fabales, Fabaceae. Bases 1 to 1869 code for a protein of 622 amino acids. Gene Ontology annotation, molecular function: zinc ion binding; protein binding; RNA binding. The transcript has a single exon. The record is from RefSeq and is a predicted model, not a curated record. Gene Ontology annotation, biological process: RNA modification.
AUGCUUCAGGUUUACUCUGCAUCCCCACCCAAAGUUUCCUCUCACUCACCUGUUCCUGAAAUUCUCAAAACCAAUCUUCUCAGAAACUUCAAUUCGCCGUUGGAGCUCAAACAGGUUCACGCCCUUCUCAUUAAAAACCACACUCCUCUCUCUUCUCUUCCUCUCACUCGAGUCGGCCUCGUUUGUGCUCUCAAUCCCAGUUUUGCUUACGCCCGACGGAUUUUCCAGACCCUCGAAAAGCCAGAAAUUGUUGUGUGGAAUUCGUGUCUCAAGACCUUAGCUGAAGGAGAUUCACCUCAAGACGCCAUCUUCCUUUUCUAUCACCUGCGUCAGGUCGAUGUUUUACCUGACGAUUUCACGUGUUCAUUUGUUCUCAAGGCGUGUGCGAAUUUAUUGGACGUUCUCAAUGGCAGAAUCGUUCAUGGUUAUCUGGAGAAACUUGGUCUUCAGAGUAACUUGAUUUUACAGAACAUGAUUGUUCAUCUUUACGCGCUGUGCGGUGCAAUGAGUGAUGCUCGGCUUCUGUUCGUCAAAAUGCCUCAAAGAGACGUUGUUACCUAUAACAUAAUGAUAAGCCAAUGGAUCAAGGCGGGGGAUCUCAAUAUGGCUCAUGAUGUGUUUUCUAAAAUGUCUCAGAGAAAUGUAAGAUCGUGGACAUCAAUGAUUUCUGGGUUUGUCCAAUAUGGGAGAUCAAAGGAAGCCAUUCGUUUAUUCUUGGAGAUGGAGAGUGAAGGUCUAAGGCCAAAUGAAGUGACAGUAGUGGCCGUUCUUUCAGCUUGUGCUGAUUUGGGUGCUUUGGAUCUUGGCAGAAGGGUCCAUGAAUACUCAAAUCGAAGUGGGUUUCAUGAAAAUGUCCAUAUAUCCAACACCCUGAUUGAUAUGUACGUGAAAUGUGGGUGCUUGGAAGACAGUUACAGAGUUUUUGAAGCCAUGCGAGAAAGAACUAUAGUGUCAUGGUCAGCUAUGAUUGCAGGGCUUGCAAUGCACGGACAAGGAGAGAAGGCUUUGGAACUAUAUGAUAAAAUGAUUAGAUCAGGAAUGAAACCCAACGAUGUAACUUUCGUUGCACUACUUCAUGCUUGUAGUCACUUGGGAUUAGUAGACAAGGGUCGUGAGCUUUUUACCAUGAUGACUAGAGAUUAUGGGAUAGAACCUAAAAUCGAGCAUUUUGGUUGUAUGGUUGAUUUAUAUAGUCGUGCUGGCCUUCUAAAAGAGGCUCACGAGUUCAUUGUGAACAUGCCUAUAGCACCCAAUGGGGUCAUUUGGGGUGCUCUGCUUGGCGGAUGCAGAGUUCAUAAGAACAUUGAAUUGGCCGAGGAGGCAAUUAGACACACUUCUGAAUUGGACCCACUCAAUGACGGGUAUUAUAUUGUUUUAUCGAAUGUUUAUGCAGAAGCUGGACAAUGGGAAAAAGUGGCGAGAAUCAGAAAGCUGAUGAAACAUCGAGGGGUGAAGAAAACUCCGGGAUGGAGUUCAAUCACCAUUGAUGGGAUUGUUCAUGAGUUUGUAGCAGGAGACGAGAGUCAUCCUGAAGCUGAAGAGAUAUUUGGAAUGUGGGAAAAGUUACUUGUUAAGAUGAAGCUAAAGGGUUACGUACCAAAUACUUCAGUUGUUCUUCUUGACGUGGAAGAUGGAGAGAAGGAAGAGUUUCUUUUUCGCCAUAGUGAAAAAUUGGCUCUUGUUUUUGGGUUGAUGAAAUUGCCACCUGGAAUGUCAAUUAGGAUAAUGAAGAACCUUCGGAUGUGUGAGGAUUGCCAUGCUGCUUUUAAAGUAAUAUCAGCCAUGGAGAAUCGAAAUAUUGUGGUGCGUGAUCGUAAUAGAUUUCAUUGUUUCAAAAAGGGGGCUUGUACGUGCAGGGAUUACUGGUAG